GCGCGCGCUCCGCUCCGGCGGGAAACAUGGCGGCGGAUCGGGCGUUCCGGGCCUGCGCCUGCUUCUUCUCCGCCAACAUCUUCGUCGGGCGCUGCGGGAUGCACGUCUGCUACCGCGACGAGCGGCAGCUCCGGCGGGACUACGGGCGGGCGCUGAGGGAACGGGGCUGCGGCGGCGAGGAGCAGAUGGCGGCCGUGCUGCGCGAGAUUGAAGCAGAAGUGCAGAGAAGAAAACACCUGGUUCAUCAGUCAGCGGAGCGCAAAGCCAUCAUCUCUCAGUGUUACAAACGAAAGCACUCAGAAGUGUACACUCUUCAGGAUUCAUUUCUGGCCCCAGGUUUUCUAGAAAUCGUUAGAUACUGCACAACACCAGAUGCUAAUCUCCAUGGCCUCCUGCGCUACACCGAGUCCUUCUCAGAUAAGAGGAUCUUUCGACUCCCAGUGUUCACAGAGGAGUUCUGUCAAGCCUUUAUUGAGGAGCUGGAGAACUUUGAGCAGUCAGACAUGCCUAAAGGCCGGCCCAACAGCAUGAAUAACUAUGGGGUUUUACUCAAUGAGCUGGGGAUGGAUGAAAAUUUCAUCACACCCCUGCGUGAAAAAUAUCUGCGUCCCAUCACAGCCCUGCUUUAUCCUGACCUGGGGGGUGCCUGCCUGGACAGCCAUAAGGCAUUUGUUGUCAAGUACUCUCUGCACGAAGAUCUGGAUCUGAGCUCUCAUUAUGACAAUGCAGAAGUCACCCUAAACGUUUCACUGGGAAAAGACUUCACAGAAGGCAAUUUGUACUUCGGAGAUUUCAGACAGGAUCCUUCCCCUGUGCCAAACUACAUAGAGGUGGAACACGUGGGAACCCAGGGGCUGUUGCACCGAGGAGGGCAGAUCCACGGGGCUCUUCCCAUCGCCUCGGGGGAGCGCUGGAACCUCAUCAUUUGGAUGAGAUCAUCAGCCAUCCGCAACCAGCUGUGUCCCAUGUGCAACCAGAAACCCCAGCUGGUGGAGGCAGAGGGCUUUGGAGACGGGUUCACAGAAACCUGUGAAGAAGACGUGCCUGAGACCGUGGAUCUGUGCUCGGUGUGGUAGCAGGUGGGGCAUGCCUUCUGCAGAACAGAUUGCCUCCAGCUGCUUUCUGCCUUCUCGGACCGUGCUGACAGCCUCGGGAGGACGUUGAGUCAUUUAAGAGGGAGCUGUCACCGUGCAAGGUGACACCAAACCGGUCCUGCUGGGAAGGAAGCCAGCUGCUCCCACUGCUGCUGCGAGGGCUGGCGAGGGCAGGCAGCCACAUCGGAGUGCUGGAGGAGCGCGGAGACGUGCAAAGCCCCAGCACUGACUCACUGCAAGGACUGCCGAUACGUUCAGAAGCUCGCAGGGACGCUUCGCAACCGGCCGCGGGAGGAGGAAUGGCAGCCUGAGGGCCUCCGCCCGCAGCCCAGCGGCAGAAGCGCUGCGCUCUGGC
Messenger RNA from Tympanuchus pallidicinctus (lesser prairie-chicken), 1449 nucleotides. RefSeq names its product 2-oxoglutarate and iron dependent oxygenase domain containing 2 (gene OGFOD2). The coding region runs from base 27 to 1076 and encodes 349 amino acids. The transcript has 8 exons. Lineage: Eukaryota; Metazoa; Chordata; Aves; Galliformes; Phasianidae. The record is from RefSeq and is a predicted model, not a curated record. Gene Ontology annotation, molecular function: L-ascorbic acid binding; oxidoreductase activity, acting on paired donors, with incorporation or reduction of molecular oxygen; iron ion binding.